AAAAGUCCGAGUUUCGACCCGAAAAUCAGCGAAUACAGACAGACGACAGGCGCGGUGUGUGUGUUUCUGGAAGUGCUGGUAGUGCUCUGCCUCUGAAGAGAAAUCAUUCCCUACGAUUGCUGUCCGAUUCUUCCGGUUCCUUCGAAAUCUGCUGUAAUCAACCGGAUUACCUGCUUCUGCCCCCUGCUCUAAGAAGAACAAAAUGCAGUCCAAUAUUCGGCAUUUGGUAAAUCUGGCUGCCAAGGGCAAUGCCGCCGCUGGCCUGCGCAAUCAUGGAGCUAUUCAGGGAGUGCUGUACGGUCGAUUCUACUCGACGACACAGGACGCCGAUCUGGUGGUGAUCGGUUCCGGUCCCGGCGGAUACGUCGCCUCCAUCAAGGCUGCCCAGCUGGGAAUGAAGACCGUCUGCAUCGAGAAGAACGACACCCUCGGCGGUACCUGCCUGAACGUCGGUUGCAUCCCAUCGAAGGCCCUGCUGAACAACUCACACUACUACCACAUGGCCCACUCGGGCGACCUGAACUCCCGUGGCAUCCUUGUCGACAACGUCCGCUUGGACUUGGGCGUCCUGAUGGACCAGAAGAACAAAGCCGUCAAAUCGCUGACCGGAGGUAUCGCUCAGCUGUUCAAGAAGAACCAGAUUACCCACAUCAACGGAUUCGGCACCAUCACCGGACCGAACACGGUCGUUGCCAAGAAGGCUGACGGCAGCGAAGAGGUUGUCAACGCGAAGCACAUCAUGAUCGCCACCGGUUCGGAGGUCACCCCGUUCCCGGGUAUCGAAAUCGAUGAGGAGACGAUUGUUUCGUCGACGGGAGCAUUGAAGCUGAAGGAAGUCCCCAAGCGAUUGGGUCUGAUCGGAGCUGGUGUCAUCGGUUUGGAGUUGGGAUCAGUGUGGAGUCGUUUGGGAUCCGAAGUUACGGCUAUCGAAUUUUUGCCCACUAUCGGCGGAGCCGGUAUCGAUCUGGAAGUUUCCAAGUCUUUCCAGAAGAUACUCGUUAAGCAGGGCUUCAAAUUCUUGCUGGGCACGAAGGUGAUGACUGCCUCCAAAACAGGCGGCGGAGUCACCGUAAGCGUUGAGAACGUCAAGGAUGGUAGCAAGCAAGAUCUGGAAUUCGAUGUCCUGCUGGUUUCCGUUGGACGUCGCCCAUACACCGAAGGUCUCGGUCUGGAGAAUGUUAGCAUCGUCAAGGAUGACCGAGGCCGUGUCCCAGUAAACAGCGCUUUCCAGACUAUUGUGCCCAGCAUCUACGCUAUCGGAGAUUGCAUCCACGGUCCCAUGUUGGCCCACAAGGCCGAGGACGAGGGAAUCGUGUGCGUGGAAGGUAUGCAGGGAGGACAUGUCCACAUCGAUUAUAACUGCGUUCCAAGUGUGGUGUACACUCACCCGGAAGUUGCAUGGGUCGGUAAGAACGAGGAGGAACUGAAGAACGAAGGUGUCGCCUACAACGUCGGUAAAUUCCCCUUCAUGGCCAACUCCCGCGCCAAGACCAACAACGAAACCGAUGGCUUCGUUAAGGUGCUGGCCGAUAAGCAAACUGAUCGCGUGCUCGGCGUGCACAUCAUUGGACCUGCCGCUGGAGAGCUGAUCAACGAGUCUGUUCUCGCCAUGGAGUACGGUGCGUCGGCAGAGGAUGUUGCCCGUGUCUGCCAUGCCCAUCCAACCUGUGCGGAAGCGCUACGAGAGGCCCACACGGCUGCCAGCUUCGGCAAGCCGAUCAACUUCUAAACUAAGUUUGUAAAAUACCAUUACCUAAAAAAACGAUAACCUACAUGGAUAAGAGCGAGCGAGUGAGGCGGGAGAUUUUUUUCGACGGCAAUCUUCCGCUCGAUGGAAAUCAAGAGAACGAUUUUAAAAUAAAUGGGAAAAGAAUAUCAUUUAAACUAGCAACAGUGUUUAGCUCGUCGUUAGUGCAGCAGCAAAGAACAAGUUAGUGUCACCCUUAUCACCCAGUGGAGAGUGAAGUGCUGCAGUUCACCGAAAUCCGCUACAUCUACUGUAACAUCUCGAUCGAUCGUAUUCGACCACCAGCCCGUUUGUUUGCGGAAUCGAAACAACAGGUGAUUCCUUGCAAUUUUGUAAUAUGCAACAGCUUAAACUUAUGAGAUCUAUUAAAUUAUUGUUUUAGAAACAAUAUAAAAAUU
Messenger RNA from Ochlerotatus camptorhynchus, 2145 nucleotides. Its product is annotated as dihydrolipoyl dehydrogenase, mitochondrial-like. The record is from RefSeq and is a predicted model, not a curated record. The transcript has 4 exons. NCBI's taxonomy places the organism in Eukaryota, Metazoa, Arthropoda, Insecta, Diptera, Culicidae. Gene Ontology annotation, molecular function: flavin adenine dinucleotide binding; dihydrolipoyl dehydrogenase (NADH) activity. Gene Ontology annotation, cellular component: oxoglutarate dehydrogenase complex; mitochondrion. The coding region runs from base 203 to 1729 and encodes 508 amino acids.